AUGUCCUUCUUCCGUAAACAUGUUCGUGGACUUUUGAAGCAGACGUUUAAUAAGAACGGGUCCACGGAAUCAGAUUCUGCCAAUUCCGAGGACUACGAAGAUGAACAUCAACACGAACAAGGACAUUCAGGCUCAGAACUGAUCUAUGAAAGAAUAAUGAAUGGGAGAAAUGGGAGGAAGAUGGUGCUGCCGGAGAUAUAUUCUGGGAAAACGGGGCUGGAUCUGCCAGUAAUCAAUCUGGACAAAUUUGAAAGAGGAUUGAGAGCUGCUUUCACAGGCCCUGACGGUGGUCUAACCAAUGUAAGAUCUGAAGUAUUAAGAAAAUUUUAUUAAUUUAUUUGUCAUCAUGUCUAACUUAAAAAUAAUAUUAUUAUAUAUUCUAGGUCCAACAAGUAAAACAAAAGCCCAUCGCCAAGCUAGCCAAUCUUGACGAUGAAUUGAGUCUGUCCAGUUGCUCAGAUGAUGAGGAUAUCCUUCUAACCGACUGCCCUGUAAACGCUUUCGACCCCAAUCAAAUGAAAGGCGGAUCUCUGGAGUCCCUCGGCUUUUGUUCCGACGAUCUUAUCCCUGGCUCUUCGAUGGAUCGUAUUGAAUGGGAUGCGUUUUGUGAAGAGAGGGCCUUCGGGAAGAGUUGUUCUUUAUACGAGAGGAAUCCGAUCAGUGGAAUUCAAGCGGGCACUCCAAUUGCGGACGUUUUCGGAGUCCUGGCCAGAAAAAAUAAUGCCAUUUUGGCACUGGCCGAUGGAGUAAAUUGGGGAGAAGGUAGGAUUUUCAAAUUAAAAGUUAUAGUCGUCGUUGAGUAAUCACUUUAAAGAAAAAUUCUUACCGUCUUUUAAAAGUCGUUUUGAACACUGACCAAGACCUACAUCGCCCUUUCCCAGACAGCUGUCAGUCAUCUCAAGACACAUGAAUUACAUCGAGUCUAGAUUUCGGAGACUGACAGAAAAUGUCAAAAUAGAAAAUGCAGUAAAUGUUCGGCUUUCCAGUUUAAUCAAGCCGGUUAUUUUUUCCUAAUCAAUUUUUUUAUUUAGGUGCCCGUUUGGCCGCUCGUUGCGCCAUCAGAGGAGCCUUUGAUCAUUUAAAUCAAGCCAUCGAGGAGAGUAGUCUCAGAACAACCACGGAUGUCUUCCAUUCCUUAUUGGGAGCCUUUCAUUCAGCCCAUGCUUUGAUUUUACAGGAAGGCGGAGCUCUCACAACACUUUGUGUGGCUCUAAUCGCCCCAGUCAGGAACUCGGACUCUUAUGUUUUAUGUGUUUGUAAUGUCGGCGACUCCUUGUGCUUCGUUCAUAAUGAUCAUGGAGUUAGAGAAGUUACUCUCGCCUCGCACGAAGUGGAACAUCGGAAUAUGAGGGAUGCUGGGGGUGCCUUAGGGCCUGUGGACGGGAGGAAUCCCCAACUUCACAACUUGACUUGCAGUAUGACAUUCGUUGAAGAGAGUAAGAACAAAAUAUGAAAUCUAUUAUAAAUUACGUAUUGAAUGAUAAAAAUUUUUUUAAUUUUAGAUGAUCUAGUCUUCAUAACGUCGGAUGGUGUCAGUGACAACUUUGACCCCGUGGUCGGAAAGUUUUGUGUCAUCAAAAAAUCAGAGAUGGAGAAGGAGAAUGAUGUUGGUAUUCUUGAGAUUCCCUCUCCAAACAAGGUAAUUUCGCUUGCAUUAGAUGUUUCACGACAUAUUUUGGUGGUCUUACGGUCAUUUUUCAGUCGCUUCAUAAGACCAAGUCUAUUAACAAUGGUGUCCCUGUCCCCAAAAAGCGCUGCCUUUCCGUUCUUCCAUCGGUGGACGCAGCCGAACGUCAAGAACUUAUGUUGUUGCGAAUGGCCGAUGUCAUCUCCAAUGGGAUCAACAAUUUGCAAGAAGCUUCUGCCGGGAUCGAAGAUAUCAAACCGGAAAAUGAAACGACGGCAUCUUCUUUAUGUCAUAAUUUAGUGGAUUUUGCAUUUAAUCUGUCAUCAGCGAAAAGAAAGACAUUGGAAGAUCCAGAAUUAUACAGAACACGGACACAUUCGAAGACAGAAGAAAGGCUGAGGAGGAAAAUGAUCAGGAAUAUGAUCAUGGAGAUGCCCGGGAAACUCGACCACGCAUCUGUGGUUGCUUAUCGAGUGGGAUUCUGGGAAAGUCGGGAGAAGAAGCAAAGGAAUAUUCAUCAUGAGAGCAAAGGAAGUAGGUAGAAAGAAACUUUAAUCAUUACAAGAAGAUAUUAAAGUUAUUUUCUGUUUCUACGCAUUAAUUUCUAGCCCCAACCCUCUGCCCUCGCCCCACGGAUCUCCCUCCACCCAUUCCAGAACAUAAUUCGACCAAUUCUCAAAUCAAUUGUCUGGUCCGUAUGAACAAACCAAUCCAGAACGUAAACUCAACAAAAGUUAUUGUCCAAAAGAAACAAACUGCCGAAAGCGAACUGGUUUUGCAUCUAGAUAUACCUCCAGAACUUCGAAGCGAAGAAGCGCCGAUUCAGAGGACUCGAGGCAAAUCGCCUUACGAAGAGAUUCCUAUUCUAAAUCAAGGAGAAGAUAGUACCAAAACCCCGAAAAUGAGGGACAAUAAAGAAGUAAGUGGAAGAUUGCAUUAUAAUAUUGCGUAAGAAAGUGGUUUCGUAAUAUUGCAUUUACUAUUCAGCGCCGAAAACAUAGCCGCGGAUCAACGUUGCGUCACACCCUGGGGGUGGAUGUCACCUGGCUGAAGAAAUUGGUGAUCAACAAGCAUUUCUCGUCCAGUAACAAGGAUUCCGCGAGAACUCAGCCAUCCGGAUCUCAAGAUUUCGAUCGAGUUAAUGAGCCCGAGACACCAACAGAAUCUUCGUCAGCACAUAAACUGUAAGUAAAAUCAAUUCGUUUUUUAAUUUUAUUUUGAUCAUUUGCAGAGCCCCAUCCGCAAAUUGUUCCCCCACCCACCAGCUGUAUCCCUCUCCCAAACGUCUCCAUCACAGUGUAUCUCAAGGUGUUCCGCCUCCAAUUUCCCGCUUACAUCCAACUCAAAGUCAAGGAGCUUCGAGUUUUUCGUUAAGGAAACUGAAGAGAUUGGUCAGGUCCGAGAGAAACUCCAAAUUCUCCGCUCAAAACGACACCUUCCUGUAAAUACUGCCUGUUAUCUUAUACAUGUCUUUCUUUGGUUAUUCGGGUAAUCCAAGCAACUUAAAGGUCACUGCUAAACGUUGAAUACUCAGUACUUUGUUAAUAAACAAUUGUUUUUGGGUCUAGUAUAUUGUUGAAUGCGUGAUGACAAGAUAUAUUACUCUGGGGUAAAGGUGAGUUUCAGCGUGUGAAAAUGAGAACAAAGGAAACGGAAUUAACGGCCGACUUCACUGAACCAUGUACAGCUGCAUGAACACGUGAACGAGAAGGUUUCUCAUGCUUUUCAAUUAUACACAACUUUAUUCCUUGCUACAUAACUCGUUGUUUGACAAUGAUUUUAAUCUUCUCGUGAAUUUUUGUUUCUUCUAUUUUUAUAUUUAUGACGUCAUAAAGUGCCAAUGCUUGAAUCCAGGGGAAACGCCCUCUAAAACCCGAUGCAACAAGCGCUUCAGUGUUCAAUUUGUAUUAUUGAAGUGGCCUUUUUGUCUUCAAUUUGCCUUACGCCAACCUCUUUGUACAGGCUUAAUUCGACUAAUGUUUUUUCGUCUUGCCUAAGGGCCUGGCCUCCUGCCAAUAACAUGCUCAACUUUGUUUGAGUGCACUUGGAAGAGUGGCCUCAAGGAAAUAGUUUUUUUUUCGUAUGUCGGUGCUCUCUGACGUUGUUCGUACUCUCCGCGGUCAUCAAUUAUGGCCAUAGGAAGUGUAUCAUUUUUUAUUUUUCCUGUUUAUUCAAUAACUGGUCUCAAAUUUUGUGCCGACCAUACCCUUAGGCAUAGUGUUUAGUUUUGUUCACAGGUUGGACAGAGAGCUUUUUGCAGUGGCUAUUCGAAUAAAACCACGUGAAGAUUGUCGGUUUACGGACCCUGAAGGCAUUUGGACUUUGUCUUCGGAGUAGCCGCGGCAACAACCGUCACUUUAAUGGACGGCCAUUAAACGGAUGUCCGGGCAUUUGGGCCAGGUUUGACGGUCCAGUGGUCAGUCGAUUGUGGCCGGUCGGUCGGAAUUAUUCGACGCGUCUGACGGGCUUAUUAUGCUGUGAUAUUGACCAGUAAACAACGUUGCUUUUUGUUUUAAAUUUCAAAAAAAUUUUUUUAAUGAGGAUCAGAUUUAGCCGCGCUUUCAGAUAUCUGUGUAAUAGGCGUAAAAUCAUCUACUUCAUGUGUAUUCAAACUGUGUUUAAUUAUUUUUUUGCUAAUUAUAAAACCUUUGUCUCUUCUUACCCCACCCCUUUUUCGCAUGCCGCUCCAAUUAUUUUUGUAACGCAAACUAAUUAACAUACGGAUCCAGAAUCAACGAAGAUCCAGAAAAUGGCCGGACAAAGGAAGGGCAGGAAGGUGGAAUUGGGACAAAGGAAUCAGCUUAUGGGGCUGGGAAGUUGUCUGCUACCGCUUCAGAUAUUAUUUCUGAUUCCAAUCUUCGCAAUCAACGUCUCUCCCAUUAA
Molecule: messenger RNA, 4510 nt
Organism: Bursaphelenchus xylophilus (pine wood nematode)
Lineage: Eukaryota; Metazoa; Nematoda; Chromadorea; Rhabditida; Aphelenchoididae
Source: the annotation of a GenBank genome assembly